Molecule: messenger RNA, 3539 nt
Organism: Epinephelus fuscoguttatus (brown-marbled grouper)
Lineage: Eukaryota; Metazoa; Chordata; Actinopteri; Perciformes; Serranidae
Exons: 1
Coding region: 129-1019 (296 amino acids)
Source: RefSeq, a predicted model, not a curated record
UUCAGCAGAAACGCAGAACGAGGAAGGAAGGGUGUGGACGCAUUGCCGAACUGUGGCGAACCGGGAAAGUCGUCGUUUUCGCUGAUAUGAAGGUGGAUAUUUAUCCAGGCCUGCACUGAACCGUGGACAUGGAGAAGAUGGCGGCGUUGUGGCUCCUGUUUGCGGGGCUGAAUUUCGCUCUGGCCGAAGAUAUACCGCAAUACUUCAUGGAGGGCGGCAAACUGACGCUGGACUUGAGGCCUCCAUCUUCUGAACCGAUCAACUACAUCCUGUGGAAGUUCAGGGGUAACCUGCUGGGUGAAUGGGUGAAAGAUAAGGUUGGCUUGACCUAUUACGGCACCUUUGAGGGCCGCACAACCCUGGACACAAACACUGGACGUCUGGAAAUCAGCAGCAUGACUAAAGCUGACGUUGGGGUGUAUUCAGUGGAGAUCAACAACAAGCUUCAGCCUGAUCAAUAUAAGGCUGUGUUAAUCGAAGAAGUCUCCCAGCCUGAGGUAGUAAUAAGACCCUUGAUAUGUGGCACUACCCCGGAGAGCUGUACCGCGACCUGUGAAGCAAACACCACAGAUGCUGGACCCGUCACCUACAGCUGGCAGAUGGGAGACGGAGAGUGGAAGGAGUCGGGGAAGAACAUGAACAUCACCAAGGCUGACACUGCGGACGUGAAGACCUUUACAUGCCGGGUUAAGAACCCACUCGGUAAGAAAGAAAGUGAACGCAAAGACAACCCGCUCUUCGGGAAGGACACGCCUGACGGCCUCGGUGCUGGGGGGAUUGUGGGCAUCAUUUUCGGUGUGCUCAUCGGGGUUGCUGCUGCGGUGACGGGUGUGGCGUGGCAUCUGAAGAUAGGCCCCUUUAGCCCUGAUGGUACAACUGAACAGCCACUUAAUGCUACCCGCACUCCAGAAGAGCCCCCUGGAGCUGAAAAUCGAGAGCAACCUAAUGACACUCCAACUGAGAUAGUUCCUCUCAACAGUCCAGCAGCCCCAAGCGCUAACGGAGACCAAAUCCCAUGAAGUACUGGAGCUAUAUUCCUCAUGGAGACACCAUCAGAUUUGUCCUCAGACUGCUUUUACUACAUACAUGUCAAGACAACAUCCAUGUUUUUAUUAGCCCUCAAGCUGUGUGCCUCAUCAACUGUUACUGGCAGCAGAUUUUCACACUGCUGUCCCAAAGCAGUGAAGCUGGUCUGACAACAGACACAUGGUGUAUGUGUGUAGGUAUUUGCUCAUGGGAGCUGGGCGGUGUAGAACAAAACUAAUUAGGAGAUAUAAAAGAAGGGAAGAUAGAUUGAUUCAGUGCCAAUUCAGCUACAUUUCAGCCCUCAAUUCGUAGUGUUAGAACAAACACACAUGAUCCAAAAAAUAUACGCCCAGCUCUGACAAAGUCAUGCUUUUAUUUUGCUAGUGACCAGGGUGGACUGCAGGAAAUACAUAUGAGGAAGUGUAAUACUCUUAAGAGAUGAUGAGCUCAUUGAAGCUGAAAAAAAAAUGCUUUGGUUGUAAUAACUCACCCGCCAUGGCUGUGGCAGUGUUUUAUACCCUGCUUCACUCGACAGUGAAAGAAGAUGGAGGUUGGAGACUAACUGAAUGUGCCUCGUGUAAAUAUAUUGUGCUUUUGAGAUGAGCAACAGAUGCGAAAAGAUGACUGAUGACUUUUAGGUGCAUGUUCAGGGUUGAUGCAGCAACUCAUUUGGACCAUCUGUAUUUAUAUGAAUAAUCUGAAUCAGUCUGCUUAAAGUUGUUUGGUAAUCAUCUGUUUUUAUACAGUGUUUUCUGUAAUUUGUGCUCUUUUUAGCUUUUAUCUGUGUUUUAUCCUCCUUUUCUUCAGUCGAGUAUUUUCCUGUUUGCACUUCAUGAAUAAGGUAAAGAUGAGGAAAACGAGCUUUUAAUGUCGCUGGUUUUUAAUUUAUUUUAUUAGGCUUUUUAAAGAUGGAGUGCCUUUUAAAUAAAUGUGUGGCUCUACUACGGAGACUGUACAUAUUUUGUAUUUCUCUUAUUCAGUGAUCAAACGAGGAAAACAAAAACAUGAGGAAAAGGGGUACAUGUACAUUUGAAUUUAUAGAAAAAAAAUGUUUUUCAUGCAGUAGUUCAGUUUCAUUUCAUGCUCACACCGCUCUACAUUUGCAUUUAUGGAUUCAAAACUUAGCAAAUAAAAUGUGAAGAUUUAAAGUAAAAACACGUCGUCCAUCCACAUCUUUUUAUUUUCAUAUGUAACAAAAAUAACAACAACUGUGUGUAGAUUAAUUUCAGUCCCACACGACUUUUUAAAAACGUAGAAUUAAACAUGAAAACCAACUGCGUGUGAAUAUCGACAGCUGAAUUUAAUUCAAAAGCAUCGCUGAAAAUGCAGAAAUGUAAAACAAAUUACCUGACAGAUCUGAAAAUCAAGAAGCUGAACUGCAUUAAAUGAAUAAGCUAGGAGCUGAAAUACAUCAUAACGAUGGCCGAAGAGCAAAACCUCCUAUCUGAAAAGCGCACACUGUUAAUGCACACUGUUAUUAUGUGUCACAAUACCGACUAGGUAUUAGUGCCUCACAAAAUGCAGGUAGGAGGUUUUCCCCACUCUUCCUGGGUCAUUCUGUGGAUGGGAGGUUUUGCACUUUGGCCAAAAGGUUUGUGCAUUUGUAAAUGCAUUCGUAGAAUUAAAGUAGAAGUGUUUCUGUGUUAGUAUUAGAGGAUUCAGGAUUCAUACUUCACCUGUUGCACUGCUGACAGAAUAUUUGUUAGAACUUUCCAAUUUAUGUUCUCAAAGUGAUCGCUCCAGUGGUGCGAUGAGAAGCUGCAGGGCAAUGUAUUUUAUGUCUAAGAAUGUUGUUACUGCUUUUGUUGUACUUUAUUUUGCUGCCAUUAAACAACACAUUUGCCAUAAACAAGCUCCACAAUUUCAAACCGAAAAGUAGAAAUCUUGUAAUUCUCCCGAGCUUACACAAACAUGUCAAAUCAGUGGUUCAGUCCUGCUCUCAUCAUUGCAGAAACAUUAAAAUAUGAGACCAUUUCUUCCCGUCCAACAUCCAGAGACUGUUAUCUAUCUUCAUGACUACAUUAGAUUAUGUAAUGGUAUCACAGUGUAAUUCCCUGCUCUCUAAGAAAACAUCCCUCUCCGCCUUUAGUUUAUCUAAAAUUCUGCUACUAGGAUUUUGACUCAGUUAGGAAACCACACCUCACAGAUCCCGGCUUCCUUCACUAGAGUAGAUUUUAAGCUGUUUCUAAUUAUUUACGAAGCCCUCAGAGGCCUUGUGCCAAGUUAUCUGAUCUGUUAUUGCCCUUUGUCCCUUCUCCCACCCUGAGAUUAAUUUACAAAAGUAAUACAGCCUUUGUUGUCAGAGUUCCUCCAGAAUCCAGAGUUGCAAACUUUGUCUCGUCUUUAAAUCACUUUUAAAAAGCCACUUUUUAUGAAUUCCUUUUGGGUGAUUUCACUUAUGUUUUAUGACAUUGACAUGUGCAAAGUGUUUGGCUCUCUUGUGCUCUGUUUUUAUUGUAAAGCACUUGAAUUGUGUUUUGAAAGGUGCAAUAAAUAAAGUACAAUAUUAUUAA